ACAGAAUCCAGCGACCAGUCCAUUAGUACACGGAGUACACUUGAACCUACGCACGCUACCACACCCUUACGUUCCGUCCCAUGGCCUCACUAGCCACCUCUGCGAUUCGGGCGUCCCUUAUCAAUCAUGGGAAAAAGAUAAUUGGCGUGGGGAAAAACUAUGCCAUGCACAUCAAGGAAAUGGGUGGACAAGCACCCAAAGCCCCGGUUCUUUUCCUAAAGCCAACCACAAGCUAUGUCUUCGAAGGCAGCCCUAUCAGACUCAAUCCCAAGGUCGGGACCGUCCAUCAUGAAGUAGAGAUGGCCGUGGUUAUAGACAAGAUAGCAAGGAAAAUUUCACCCGAGAUGGCUCUUCAGUUUGUGGGAGGCUACGCUUUGGCCAUUGACUUGACUGCGCGUGACGUCCAAGAGGAGGCCAAAAAACAAGGCUUGCCAUGGACUGUCGCAAAAGGACAAGAUUCCUUUUGCCCCAUUUCUAACAUGAUCGCGAAAGCGGACGUUCCCGACCCUGAUAAUGUUGGUCUAUGGCUGAAAGUGAACGGGGAGCCAAGACAGCGGUCCAACACGAAGCACAUGAUCCAUCCGACAGCGUUUCUGGUCAGCUACAUUUCUCACCUCUUUACGCUUGAACCGGGGGACGUUAUCCUGACAGGAACACCGGAGGGUGUAGGACCCAUCAAUGUGGGGGAUACAGUGACAGCAGGGAUCGAGGGAUUGAUGCAAAUGAAGUUUGAUGUCGAAGCAGAUACUUAGGGGAGGAGCGAGCGAGGGGUAACCCUUGCGGAGGGAGAAUGGAGGCCGCCCGAGGGCCUCCUGUAUAGAACACUUGGUACAUUACUCAAGACAUAUAAAGUGCCAGUCAAAGAAAACCUGUAGCACCCAUAGGCAUGCCGCAGGGUCGAUGCUUGUGGGCAUGUGGAAACUGAGGGAAGGGGCAAGAAAAAGAGGGAGUGGCUGGCG
Messenger RNA from Nannochloropsis gaditana CCMP526, 959 nucleotides. RefSeq names its product fumarylacetoacetate hydrolase domain-containing protein 1. Gene Ontology annotation, cellular component: mitochondrion. Bases 81 to 752 code for a protein of 223 amino acids. Gene Ontology annotation, molecular function: acetylpyruvate hydrolase activity. The transcript has a single exon. The record is from RefSeq and is a predicted model, not a curated record.